Molecule: messenger RNA, 2450 nt
Organism: Phialemonium atrogriseum
Lineage: Eukaryota; Fungi; Ascomycota; Sordariomycetes; Cephalothecales; Cephalothecaceae
Product: transcription factor
Exons: 6
Coding region: 201-2363 (720 amino acids)
Biological process (GO): positive regulation of transcription by RNA polymerase II; DNA-templated transcription
Cellular component (GO): nucleus
Molecular function (GO): sequence-specific DNA binding; DNA-binding transcription factor activity, RNA polymerase II-specific; zinc ion binding
Source: RefSeq, a predicted model, not a curated record
CGGAAUGUGCUGGGGUGUUUUCGUACGGAUGACGGAAGUACCGGAUAUGACGGAUAUGACGGAUGUGGCGGAUAGACCCAGACCUCAACUUUCCACCCUCAUAUCAAGCCAGCAGCCCAACCCGCUCCGGAAUCAAGGUCGGCCAAAAGCAAUCUAUCCGUUCCCGAUCCAUCCCCUACCCGUAGGUGCAACCCGCCGGAAUGCCGAACGAGUCGGACGGGCGACCUCUCAAGCGGAAGCGCGUCGCCAAGGCGUGCGAGACCUGCCGCGUCAUGAAAGCCAAAUGCGACGGAGCCCGCCCGUCCUGCGCGCGGUGCCUCGGGUACAGCUACAAGUGCGCGUACUCGACGGUCGGAAGGAGCUCGCGGGGACUAGAUCGCCAGGCCGAUCAGCCGCGGGACACCCCCGCCGAGGUAGAGAAGCUGAAGGCGGCCAUCGACGAAUACGACGAUGUCGUCCGCGGAAUUGCGCCGGUGCUCCCCGAACCGGAGCGGGGCAGUCUCGAGGGCCGUCUCGCCCCCAUCAGUGAGCGGAUCCAUGGCGCCAUGUCGAGGGUGCGACUCGUCGGGGCGCCGUCGAUGCAAGUCAUAGCCGCGCCGUGCUUAAAAUCACGGCCCCUCCCGCAUUUCCAGAGGUACCUCGGGGAGGUCAGCGACGUCCGCUUCUUCAACCUCGUUGAGCGGGCGCUCCAGGAAAGGAAUCUAGUCCCACGGUCGGACGAGGGGAUGGACAGCUACGAGCAGGAUGACCCGGUGCCUGAAGAUGCCACCGAGGGAAAUGACGUCUCGAUCGAGCUGCCGAGCCCCCAGAUGGCAGAUGAGUUUCUCGACAUCUACUUCUCAACUGUCCAUGUCGCGUAUCCAUUCAUACCGAAAUCCACCUUCAUGAGGACCUACCGGGCCGUUAGAGACGGCGGUUCGGCUAAGGAUGUCGAUAGUUCUUGGGUAGCCCUCCUGUAUAUCCUCUUUGCCAUCGGAGCCUACUACACAUCGUUCCCUGGCAAGGAUACAAACAUGCUGCAUGAGCACUACUUCCAGCGAGCCCUGUCACUCUCUGGUUCCGAGCCCAUGGAGAGAUCGAUCAAUCAAGUAUCCUUCCUUCUAGCCGAGUGCUUCUACCUUCUCGCCGUGUGCAGGACAGACAGAUGCUGGACAGCCCUCGGAAUCGCCGUCCGAUUCGCCCAGAGCAUCGGCUUGCACGUCGAAACCGAAGGCGCGAAGAUGCUCAAGGGGCAAGUGCUACUCAAAACCGAGACGCGGCGCAGGAUUUGGUACUCCCUGUACGUCCUCGACCGUCUCCUGUCUCUCCAGCUCGGCAGACCCCCAGCGGUACACGAUGACGAUUUCAACGUGCUCCUCCCGUCGCGGCUCGGCGACGCGGACAUCGAGUGGGAGAGCGAUGACACCCAGCUCGACGCGCCCGAGGGCCCUUCAACAGGCGAUUACUUCCUGUCUGUCAUUAGUCUGUCUAAAAUUAUUGGGCAUGUUCUGCGGGGCCUGUACAGUCCAAGAGGAGAGACCGUGGCCACGGAAAUGUCUGGCAGCACGAGCUUUCUGGACAAGCAGCUGCUGGACUGGAAGUCGAGCCUGCCGCGGACGCUGAGGUUCGACUUUGGGCAUGCCUUUGAGACGUCGCUUACAUUUAGGAGGCAGCGUAACAUGCUCGCAAUCAAAUUCCACCACCUUCGUGCCCUGAUCCACCGGCCAUAUCUGUGUCUCCGGCUUCUACGGCAUCCCAUCAACGUCUCUUCGACAAUGUGCGAACGCCAGCUCCUCGACCGGUUCGAGAGGACCUGCGUCGCCGAGGCCCGGGAGACGGCGCACCUGCUGCACAACGUCACGGACGAGAAGGAACUCGUGCACGACUUCCCCUGGUGGCAGAUGAUCUCGUGCCUGAUCUGCGCGAGCUCCAUCUUGCUCGUGGCCAGUGUUUUUACACGGCAGACGGGCGGAGUUCUGGACAGAGACUUUGACGUCGCGACGCUGCACGACGACUCUGAGACGUGCCUCAAGGUCUUCGAGGCCCUGAGUGCCAAUUCCGAGGGCGCGAGGAUCGCUAAAGACAUGAUGGCUCGGUUGAAGGAGCGUGGCCUCAAGUGGGAUGCCAACACGCAUCAUCUAACUCAAGAAUCCCGAAUACAAACGGCCGAUAAUAAUGUUGACAUGCAACUGCAUGUUCCGACGGACUUACCAUCGCACUUCGAACCGUCUGGGACAGAUCACUUCGAGAUGCCAUCUGGCGACAUUGGGGCGAUCGUCGGUGCCCAGGACUGGCCGUCGGAGAUCCUGGAUUCCAUGACGUGGUCUGCGCAAUUCUUCGACGCCGUAGACAAUCCCCCGCUGUCUCCGUUCUUUCCCAGGUAGCGAACACGCGCCGAGUCGUCACCAGAAGGCGUACAGUUGGAGCGUAUCCUCGUUCAACAUCAUUGUUAUUAUUUGGCUCCCAAUUGU